Molecule: messenger RNA, 4058 nt
Organism: Rana temporaria (common frog)
Lineage: Eukaryota; Metazoa; Chordata; Amphibia; Anura; Ranidae
Gene: LZTS1
Product: leucine zipper tumor suppressor 1
Exons: 4
Coding region: 229-1782 (517 amino acids)
Source: RefSeq, a predicted model, not a curated record
GAAUCCUAUCCCAGCCCUUCAUCGCUUGCCAAUUUGGCUACCAGACUCCGCUCUCAGUGGAUAAUCAAAUCUUCUGAGCUACAGGUCUGGCCUCCAACUGACAGGCAAUAAAUGGGAGCAGGUACCUCAGUCUAGAAAUGGGGGGCCCCUGGAUAUGACUCCGGCCCCCGGUAUUUCUUCUCUGCCUCUUCACUUAACAGACUUUGCUCUGUCGGUUCCUGUGGCAUUAUGGGCAGUGUGGGCAGUCUCCUCUCUGGGCAUGGCCUUAGCAGCAAACAAGGAAGAGGUUCUCAGCAUCGUGGGAGAAAGCCACCUCACCUCAAGAAGCUGAGCCGUUGCUCAGAUGGUAUCCUAAGAUUUGGCUUUUCCCAAGACUCAGGGCAUGCCAAAGGAGGGGGGUCAAAGAUGGGCCGCAGUGAAGACUUCUUCUACAUCAAAGUAAGUCAGAAACAACAUGUUGGACCACGAGACCACGUAGGUCCACGGGAUCAUGUAGGACCACGGGACCAUGUAGGACCUCGGCAGGAGUAUCAUGGAGGAGUGACAAGCUCUGAAUCAGAAACCCAACCAGUCCAGGAAUAUCCUGUGCCAACAAAUAAGCCCUGCAGCCAGACCAGCAUGAUCCACUUUCCCAACCGACUAGAGCUGGAAAUGAAUGCCCUGCGCCCAUCACCACUGAAGCCUGGCAUGCGCAGGAACUCAGCCGUCACAUGUUAUCCUGCUGUAGAAAGUGGCCCACAACUUUCUCUUUACUAUCGGCCAGAUCGGGCAAGAGAAGCAGAGAGUCGGGCUGGGCACUGUAAAGAUGGCAUGUCGCAGUCUGGCAGGAACUCAAUGUCUAGCCUACCCACUCAUCCCAGCAAGCUGGGCACUGCAUGCCACUUGGAUGCUCUACUUAUGCCAACAGGGCGUUUUGGAGGUAGUGCCCACAACAUCACUCAGAGCAACAGGAGCAACAUGCUGAGCCUCAGGGCUAUGUCUUUGUCAGAUGGCGGAAAUGCAAAUAAGAUACUCAGCGUACCCGCAAAGCCAGGUGUGAGGUCUCCUCCAUCCUGUGAGAAAUUGGCAAGAGCAGAGUCUAGUGAAAUCGCAGAUGAAGGUCACCGAGGAGGAGGUAUUUCCAGGUCAAGGCAAAGCUCUCAGAGAGGCCAGAGACCCCAGCACAUGCUUUCUAUCCAGGUGACAGAAAGGGAGCCCAUGGAAGGCAAGAUGCGAGGAUACGAAAAAGAGAAGAAGAUCACUAUUAGCCCUUCUAUGGAUGAAACACAAUGGGAGGUAUGCCAGAAAUCUGGGGAAAUUGCUUCCCUACGCCAGCAGUUACGGGACACUCAAGACGAGGCGUCUCUACGUGCUAGUGAAAUUCUAAGCCUGAAAGCUCAACUUCGGGAAACAAAAGGCCGUGGAGAGGCCCUGGAGCAGCGGGCAAGAGAGGCAGAGGAAAGAUUGCGUGUAGCAGAGGCAGAGAGGGAUGAGAGGGAUGAUACAGUGGUAACAGAAGUCGAGUUAGAGUCCCUCCGUACAGAGCUGGAGGCAGAGCGGCAGAACAAUGAGCAGAUGACCGAUGUGUUCCAGAGGGAGAGGAAAACAUGGCGGGAUGAGAAAGAAAAGGUCAUUCGGUAUCAGCGCCAGCUGCAGCAAAACUACCUUCACAUGUGCCAGCGAUGCCAAGCUCUGGAGCAAAGGCUGAGGGCUGUGAGUGGAGAGGACCUGGACGACGGGCCCAUCAUGACUCUGCCUGAUAUGGAGCUCUCCUUCCAGGACAUUUUAGCCACUGAGAUCUGACUGGAGUGAGAGAGGCGCGUGGAGUGUGACUGUAUGUGGUGUGUACGAGUGAGAAUGGGACUGUGCAUGGAGACAUGUUGGACAUCAUUACUGAAAGUCUGUUUCUUUUGCCCAUAGCAACCAGGAACAUUUUCCCUUAGCAAUUUUUGGUUCAAUAUAGGAGACCUUAACUGGUUACUGUGCGCAACAUUUCUUCCUUUAGACACCGGGAAAGUCAUUGGGGACCUGUCCGUCACGAAACAUUGGAUGUCAUUUGAAUUGACAUUUUAUAAAUCUGCAAAUUUAGUGAAGCCAUGUGGCCUCCAAGCCCUGACUUGUUAUUUUUUUUAGGGUGCAAAAUUCUAAUAUUUCUCUUCAUGAGCCAGCUUCAGGCUUUGUUUGAAAAAGACCACAGGGGUUAGAUCAAGCCCAGUUCAGCCUUUAGGUUCCAAUAGCAGCUUUGCCCCCAUUGAACACCGUAAUUCUGUUGCCAGAGUUGAUAUUAGGACUCUGCAUCUUGGGAACAGAGGUUGUAGCAACACCCCCAUUCCCUCCUAAUAAAACAGGCCAUAUUACAUUUCUUAAUAAAUUGAUUCGUCCCAUAACCCCCAAGGGAGGACGGCGCCAUAUUGCAUUUUUUACUUAUUCUGGUACACUUUAGCCCUUGCAUUUUUGAAUUUGAAAAGUGUAUUUUUUUUUAUACAACUGUGGUUUAAGAAGCUGCACCUGCCAUGUUCCCCUAGUUACAACUAUGUAUACCACUGAAUACAAUAGCAGACAGGGUAAAUUCCUCCAUUCGCGCUGUUAAGCAUUAAUGGGGAAAUCAAUUGAUUUAUUUUGCUGAACAAGAGAAAUAUAAACACGCAUUGCUAGCUUGAAGGAUUACUAAACCCAGAGCAAAAAUGCAAUAUAUUGAAGCUUAAAGUUCUUAGAUGUCCUGCCCACAUUAGUUUUCAAUUUUUUUCAAGCUACCGUGUUUCCCCGAAAAUAAGACCGGGUCUUAUAAUAAUUUUGGCAACAAAAGACACAGCAGAGCUUAUUUUCGGGGUAGGUCUUACCAUGUAAUGUACUGUCUUCUCAACAAACCCCCCACCUCCGCAUGUCAUGAAUCCCCAGUGUGAUCCGAGUUAAAAUGCUUGUAAAAUCCUAUAAUCCACUCUAUUACAGAAGUUAAAUAAUGUACAAUAUAAUUGUGCCAAAUACCUUUUUAUAGCGCCCUGGAGGUUUCCGUGACCUGGUUUCUUCCCCACUCUGAGCACUGCAGGGGGAGGGGAUGGAGGAAAAGAUCCUCUGCUGACAGCUGGGAGAAGAGGAGGAGGAGAGCAGUGGGAGGUCAGAUGAGUGCCGAGCGAUGCUGUACCGAAGGUAUUUGGCACAAUUAUAUUACAGUAACACACCAAUUGUACAGUAUUUACUACUGUAAUAGAGUGGAUUAUGGGAUUUUACAAGCAUUUUAAACUAGGGCUUAUUUUCGGGGUAGGGCUUAUAUUGAAGUCCUUCUGGAAAAUAACAGUAGUUCCUAUUUUCAGGGUAGGUCCUAUUUUUGGGGAAACACGGUAAGAACAUUUUCAACAAAUACAGAAAAUAGCUGUUUCUGUGAGCUGCAUCGCAGAUUAUCUCCUUUCCUUGACAUCUUUUGUAAACUACAAAUUCCCCCCCCCCACGUAACAGAGAUGAAGAGAUAGGGACAAGUUUGUAGUCUAUAUCAGCAGAACAGCCUAGGGUGACAAUGAUGGCUCCUUCCAUAGAUACAAUGAAGGGAAGAUGUAGCCACCCGGGGAUAGGAAGUGUGUUAUUUGUAGGAUUGCCAGGUGAAAGUAAAGUGAAAACAAUACAGCCGCCACACCAUAAGCUGCAAUAUAUUGCAUUUUUUGGUUUUGGAUUUAGAUAAACUUUAAAUCCUCAAAGUGAUGGCCAGUGCAAACAACAGACAAUAGUAGAGUCAACAGGCUGAUAAUCAGCAAAGGCCCAGACAAACAGACCCCAGGUUCAAAACAAAAAAUGAAGCAAUAGCAGAGUCAACAGGCUGAUAAUCAGCAAAGGCACAGCAAGUUUAGUACAAAUACUGGUAUAAUCCAGGGAAUCCUUGCAACCGCAAGUCAAGGGUUUGGCUCAUUGGUGCGGCAUAGCUCCAAUGACUUGAAUUGCUGAGUUUAACAACUGGCAUCUUGACAUGUGAACAGCCUCUUCCGGCAAUAUUCCAGAGCUUAGGCAGGUUGCAAGGGGAUGGUAAAUUGUGUGAAAUAACCUCUGAUAUUGGGAUUGUAUAGGCAACAAAUAAGAAAUUGUAUAGAAAA